AUGCUGUCAUAUUCAGUGGCGCUCCUCUUCCUCUUCCUCCUCUUGUUGGAAGUGACGACCUCUGGCGUCGCAGCUCAGGACCUCAGUUCUACAACAUGCAUGGGCGUAUGUCAGUCACUCGUGGUAAAUUCAUCUGCAUGGGAAGCCACUCAGCAUGGAAGCAACGACUACGCGUUCUACGACGUGCCAUCGAACUUUUCGAAAGACCUUGCGCCAGGAAAGCUGCUACGGGUGGAAUAUUUCACAAACCUCACUACCUAUACCGUACCCAGUGGCCUUUCCAUGUCACGCAUCAUGUAUACUACAAGCGACUUGAACGGCACGACCUUGCCUGCUUCCGCAUACGUCCUCUGGCCGUAUGCACCACUUUCAGCCCCUAAGCUCAAGGGCAACCAGUUCCCAAUGGUGGCCUGGGCUCACGGUACAUCUGGAUUCGUCAAAGCAUGUGCACCUAGCAGCUACCGAUACUUGCAGGAUCAUUUCAUGGUGCCCUUUCGCCUCGCUCUUGAGGGUGUGGCCGUGGUGGCACCAGACUAUGCUGGGCUUGGAGUCAGUUCCUUGCCAUCUGGGGAGCACAUCGGACACCCAUAUCUCCUUGGACCAGCAGUUGCUGCGGACCUCGCCAACGCAGUCAUUGCUGCUCGAGCGGCCUUUCCCUCCCAGCUACUGCCAGAUGGUCCCUUCGUUGGCAUGGGCCAUUCCCAAGGAGGAGCGGCCAUUUGGGCAUUCGCAGAGCGACUAGUCGACAAGCCUCUGGCUGGAUAUAAAGGGACAGUUAUUAUGGCGCCCGCCGUCGGCUACUUCCGCCUUCUGGCUAAGCAGCUAACAGACCUGACAAACAUCUUCAAUCCUAACCUCCUGGGUCUGCAAGCAGCUGUCAUUGCAGGAGUCACUGCGGCAUUCCCGGCAUACAACGACUCUGGUCUCACAGCCCUGGGGUACGACCGAUUCCGCAAUGUUGUCGAGGCUUUGAACGGCUGUAUUCCUACUUACACUCUCGCCACGAGCACAGAAGAUGUGCUAUUCAACACAACAAAGCCUGAUUGGCUAUCUCAUCCGACUGUGCAAAGAUACGCCAAUCUUUCAGAGACCGGGCGCAAGAAACUCAAAGGCCCAGUGCUUCUGCUGGCUGGAGGGCUGGAUUCCCCCAUCGACCUUCCGAAUUUUCAGUCUACGUUCAACGAUACCUGCGCCAUGAACAAGCAAGAAAAGUGGGGUGAAUCACUAGAGAUGAUAACUUACCAAGGCAUGAACCACUUUCCUAUGAUCCAAGCAAGUUCAUCGAAGUGGUUGUCGUGGAUCAAGGAGCGCUUAUCCGGGAAGACGGUCGCUGGAGCAGGCUGUGUGCACAGUGUUGUCGAGGGUUAUAGGAUCGAAUUUACCGUUCAAGGCAUUGCUCCUAACUUCCUGGUGGGAAAUGUACCUAUCGCAGAAGCAUGGAAGGCGUCUUUCUAG
Exophiala aquamarina CBS 119918 is the source of this 1455-nucleotide messenger RNA. RefSeq lists its product as uncharacterized. The record is from RefSeq and is a predicted model, not a curated record. Gene Ontology annotation, biological process: lipid catabolic process. The coding region runs from base 1 to 1455 and encodes 484 amino acids. The transcript has a single exon. Gene Ontology annotation, molecular function: triacylglycerol lipase activity. NCBI's taxonomy places the organism in Eukaryota, Fungi, Ascomycota, Eurotiomycetes, Chaetothyriales, Herpotrichiellaceae.